Messenger RNA from Ahaetulla prasina, 2444 nucleotides. It is a transcript of the gene ADCK5, whose product is annotated as aarF domain containing kinase 5. The transcript has 15 exons. The record is from RefSeq and is a predicted model, not a curated record. NCBI's taxonomy places the organism in Eukaryota, Metazoa, Chordata, Lepidosauria, Squamata, Colubridae. Bases 35 to 1795 code for a protein of 586 amino acids.
AUGCAGGCUGGGCUGCGGGGCGCGAGGAGAAGCGAUGGAGCUGCGGCGGACGCUCCAGGUGUGCUGCUUCCAUCGGCACCUGCUUCAGCGCAAGAGGAGCCCCUGGAUGGUCUCUCCGCCCUGCCGGUGGCGCACCGAGGCCCCGUCGGCCAGCUCUACCGGACAGAGGGGGCUGCUGAAGAGGACCCUCCUGGGAACAGCGGUGGCCCUUCCCCUGGCGACGGGCAUCUACUACAGCUUGGCAGAGAAACAGGACCAGAGGAAGAUGCGGUUGCUGGCUGGCGGUGUGGUGCGCUUUUUCAGGUCCCUGCGGCUGGGAAUCCAGAUCUCCUUGGAUUACUGGUGGACCAACCACAUCGUCUUGAGAGGCCUGGACGAGAACAGCCCGGAGUACGUGGCCGCUGUGUCCAGGUGCCACCAGCGCUCGGCCGAGAGCAUCGUCUUCGGGGCCAUCCAGAACGGGGGUCUCUACAUCAAGCUGGGCCAAGGCCUGUGUGCCCUCAACCACAUCCUGCCCCAGGAGUACGUCAACACGCUGCGCACCUUGGAGGACCAGGCGCUCAGGCGGGGAUACUCGGAGGUGGACGAUCUCUUUCUGGAGGACUUUGGCGCCAGGGCGGACCAGCUCUUCCUGGAGUUCGACUACCAGCCCAUUGCGGCGGCCAGUUUGGCCCAGGUGCACCGGGCUCGGCUUCACGAUGGCACCCCGGUGGCCGUAAAGGUGCAGUACAUCGACCUGAGGGACCGGUUUGACGGGGACAUCCGCACCCUGGAAUUCCUGCUCUGGAUCGUGGAGCAGAUGCACCCCAGUUUCGGCUUCAGCUGGGUCUUGCAGGAUCUGAAGGGCACCCUGGCCCAGGAACUGGACUUUGAGAUCGAAGGCCACAACGGGGAGCGUUGCGCCCAGGAGCUGAAGCACUUCCGGUUCGUGGUGGUUCCUCGCGUCCACUGGGAGAAAAGCAGCAAGCGGGUCCUGACCGCCGAUUUCUACGAGGCCUGCAAAAUCAACGACCUGGAGGGGCUGCUGAGGCAGGGCCUGAACCCCAAGGAUCCAGCAGAGAAACUGAUCAAGAUGUUUGCCGAGCAGAUUUUCUUCACCGGAUUCAUCCACGCGGACCCCCACCCGGGAAACGUGCUGGUGCAGAAGGGCCCGGAUGGGAAAGCGCAGCUGGUUCUCCUGGAUCAUGGCCUCUACGAGGUCCUUCGUGAGAAGGACCGAGAAGCUCUGUGUAAGCUCUGGCGCGCCAUUAUCCUGCGGGACAACGCCUCCAUGCAGCUCUACUCCAAGCAGCUGGGUGUAAAAGCCCAGGAUUACUUCCUCUUCUGCGAGAUCCUGCUACAGCGGCCCAUCAACAUGGCGGAGCUGGCGCUUUCGAAUGUGCUGACCCAAGAGGAGACCGCUUACAUGCGUGACAUGUCUAAGCACCGCUUCGACUGCAUCAUGCGGGUGCUGAGGGACCUGCCCCGCUCCAUGCUGCUGGUCUUCCGGAACAUCAACACUGUGCGUGGCAUCAACGUGGCGCUGGGGGCCCCCGUGGACCGCUACUACAUCAUGGCCAGGAGUGCGGUGAAAUGCUGGAGCCGCACAGUCAGCCAGCGAUCCGGUAUGUUGGCCAACUUCUUCCUCAUCCGUUGGAUCCGGGCUUUUUGGGACAGCCUUGUGUUCGAGCUCACUCUCAGGGUCCAGGUCACCUCCAUGAAGCUGACCACCUCCUUGAUCCAAUUCCUGGUUUAUGUCGGCUUCCUGAAGCCCAGCGAAGAGCAGGAGGGACUCUACCAGCUCCUGCACGCCUGAGCGAAGGGCCCAGCAGAUGCCCGGGUGCCCAGGCGGGCAAGCACAGAGACGGCCGUCAUGCCCGCAGUCGGUGGGCAUCCCAAACCGGGACGUGCGAGGAAGCCCCCUCCUCUUUCUGGAGCAGAGCCUGAUCGAUGGGCGGUUUUUUAAUUAGUUCAGAAAAACUUGAAUAAGGGGCAACUCGCCUUAUUUAACUUAAAAUAACUCAGUGAGCCAGAAAUGAUGCUGUUUAAGCAAUUGGGGGUCAGGUGGGGUGGGGGGGUGUCUCUUUUCUUUCCUCUUCACCCAAAUCCACGUGGAAGGGGGGAUUUCUCUGGAGCCCACAGCCCAUUUUGUUCUGCGUUUAAAGGAUGGCAGGAGGCAGUUGGUGGGCUAUAAACAUGGGACUCUGGGGCUCUUGGAGGGCCGGUGGACAGGGAGCAAAGUACCCAACGAGGCCCUUCCAGGGGGGGAUUGUUGGGGGAUAAACCCUGUUGCCCCCACAACUACCUGGAGGGCUGACACUGGAUCAACUCUGUACUUAGCUAGGUUCCUGAGUCCCACAAGGCCCAGGAAAGAUUCCUCUUGUAGCUGGGAUCAAACAAAUGCUUAAAAGCUCUUCUUUGCCUGCUGUCCUGCAACUGCCAAUAAAGGAGAAUAUUUAUAGCUC